This is a messenger RNA of Penicillium paradoxum, 1662 nucleotides long. Its product is annotated as CRAL-TRIO domain-containing protein. NCBI's taxonomy places the organism in Eukaryota, Fungi, Ascomycota, Eurotiomycetes, Eurotiales, Aspergillaceae. Bases 1 to 1662 code for a protein of 553 amino acids. The transcript is spliced from 4 exons. The record is from RefSeq and is a predicted model, not a curated record.
AUGCGUAGCUCACUCUUGCGCCGUCUUCAUCCUCCGGCCAAAUUCCCUGUUGCCCGGUAUUCUUUUGCGCGACGCUUAUCCACGCAUCCAAUAGAGCCAACGAAGGCUUCAUCCUUUUGGUCCCUUACAUUCACAAUCGCCGUCGUUGGAGGAGGCGCUUGGCUCCAGAACAAAUACUUCGGUCCCAAAGACACAUCGACUAUAUCUGAGCCUCAGAUUUUCCCGCAAGAAUCGCAACAACACACCCUUGGAGUGAUCGAUACCCUCACGAUGUCCGCCCAGCCCGCCCCCGGAACCGUCGGGAACCUUACCCCGGAGCAAGAAGUUAAGCUCAAGGAAUUCUGGGUCUUGACACUCAAGGUCUUCGGUCUCACACUCGAGGAGCUUGAAAUCCCGCAGUCCGCCGUCACCAGCAAUGCCCCGGCAUCUGCCCCGACCCAGGAUAAGAAGAAGUCGAAGAAGGGGUGGGGCCUCUGGGGUCGCGCCGACGACGAUACAAAGGGCGCUUCCUCCGAUAGCCUCGCAGCCGGCGUAGCAGCGAUCAGCGUGGCCGAUGCCGAUGAUAAGUAUGGCCAGUCCAAGGAGUACAAGCAGGCACUGGAGGAUAUGAAGCCCGAGGAGAUCCGAACGGCAUUCUGGAGCAUGGUGAAGGGCGAUAACCCCGACGCACUGCUGUUGCGAUUCCUCCGUGCGCGCAAGUGGGAUACCAAGAAGGCGCUGGUGAUGUUGAUCUCCACCAUGCGCUGGCGACUGCUGGAGAUGCAUGUUGACGAUGACAUCAUGUUCAAUGGCGAGGCGUUGGCUGUAAAGCAGUCGCAGGGCUCGGAUGCUAAGGAAAAGAAAAAGGGAGAGGACUUCCUCACGCAGAUGCGUCUGGGUAAGAGUUUCCUGCAUGGUGUUGACCGGGCUGGUCGCCCGAUCUGUGUUGUGCGUGUGCGCUUGCAUAAGGCUGGUGAUCAGGACAAUGAAGCCCUGGAGCGGUUUACUGUGUAUACUAUUGAGACCGCGCGUCUAUUGCUCGCGCCGCCGAUCGAGACUGCAACUAUUGUCUUCGAUAUGACGGACUUCGGUAUGGCCAACAUGGACUACGCCCCCGUGAAAUUCAUGAUCAAGUGCUUCGAAGCCAAUUACCCCGAAUGCCUCGGAGCAGUCCUCAUCCACAAGGCCCCCUGGCUAUUCUCAAGCAUCUGGAGCGUGAUUAAGGGCUGGCUCGACCCGGUCGUCGCAGCGAAGAUUCACUUUACGAAGAACCGCCAGGACCUCGAAACCUUCAUCCACCCAAGUCAAAUGAUGAAGGAGCUCGAUGGCGACGAAAACUGGGUAUACAAGUAUGUCGAGGUACCGGAGAACGAAAACCCCAAGAUGGCCGACAAAGAGACCCGGGAUACUCUGAUGGCCGAACGUCAAGAACUCGCCAAGGAGAUCCAGACAACCACCGUUGACUGGAUCCGCGCCAGCUUCAAGAAGGAGACCGAUGCUGCUUCUGCUGCCGAGGAGAAGCGCAAGGGCUUGAUCGAGAAGCUGCGUGCUCAUUACUGGGUCCUUGACCCGUAUGUCCGGUCUCGUUCGCUCUACGACAGACUGAAUAUCGUCCAGGGUGAAGGCAAGAUUAACUUCUACCCCGAUUCGGAGAAGAAGGGUGCAGAGGGUGCAUCCGCAUAG